Messenger RNA from Rhincodon typus (whale shark), 261 nucleotides. RefSeq lists its product as uncharacterized. The transcript has 3 exons. The record is from RefSeq and is a predicted model, not a curated record. Lineage: Eukaryota; Metazoa; Chordata; Chondrichthyes; Orectolobiformes; Rhincodontidae. The annotation marks the transcript as partial.
GAAAAGGAGAGAGAGAGACAGGAGAGAGAGACAGAGGAGCGAGAGAGAGAGGAGCGAGAGAGAGAGAGAAGCGAGAGCGAGAGAAGCGAAAGAGAGAGAAGAGACAGAAAAGAGAGAGAAAAGGAGAGAGCGAGAGAGAGAGAGAAAAGGAGAGAGCGAGAGAGAGAGAGACAGGAGAGACAGAGAGGUGAGAGAGAAGAGAAGAGGGAGAGAAAAGAAGAAGUGAGUGAGAGAACAGAGAGAGACGAGAGAGAAGAGUAG